Molecule: messenger RNA, 336 nt
Organism: Centruroides sculpturatus (bark scorpion)
Lineage: Eukaryota; Metazoa; Arthropoda; Arachnida; Scorpiones; Buthidae
Exons: 3
Coding region: 1-336 (111 amino acids)
Source: RefSeq, a predicted model, not a curated record
AUGGCCAGCAAAGGAGUGGCUGCUAUAACAGAAAACCAGUUUCAGCAUCUUUUGCACCAAAUUUCCCCCAGAAUUCAGAAGCAAACGAUAAAGUUUGAGGAGCCAAUAUCUCCUGCUGAGAGACUCACUGUUACGCUCCGGUUUUUAGCCACAGGAAUUACGUUUAGAGACUUAACAUGGGAGUUUAGAAUUGAUCAAGAUACAGUAUAUCCACUCCAUGUCUUCGUAGCCGAUGACGCUUUUGGAUUGAAACCGUAUAUUCUCAAACCUUAUGGUGGAAAUGACUUGACUCUGGAAGAAUGGAUAUGCAAUUACAGAUAUGCAUUCAGUGGCUAA